Molecule: messenger RNA, 5026 nt
Organism: Gekko japonicus
Lineage: Eukaryota; Metazoa; Chordata; Lepidosauria; Squamata; Gekkonidae
Gene: PTCH2
Product: patched 2
Exons: 23
Coding region: 295-4440 (1381 amino acids)
Biological process (GO): smoothened signaling pathway
Cellular component (GO): plasma membrane
Molecular function (GO): hedgehog receptor activity; hedgehog family protein binding; smoothened binding
Source: RefSeq, a predicted model, not a curated record
GAGGCGCACUGCACCGCCGGGCACCCGGGCGCCUCUCGUCUCAGGGGCUGCUGUGUGAGUGCUCGAUCCCCGUCUCCUGCCGCGCGUCGAAGGGGCCACGCUGGGAGGCGCCAAGGGCGCAUGGGGCGCGCUUGGAUGGCCCUGGAUUCGCCCCCAUAAUGUUCACAUGGGGUCCCCGCAGCAGCCAGCCUGAACCUUCGGACCCUGCGCCGCUCCUCUCUGGAUUACCGCGCCUGGGAAGCCGCCUGCACCCUUUUACCUCCCCCCAGCACCGUCCUCGUUCGACCUCGGAGCAUGGCUUCGGAUCGGCCGGUCCCUGGGGCCGGGGGCAUCUUGGGAGAACUCCCGCCGUCUUACGCGGCUGCUGCCAACUCGGAUCUGCUCCGGAGACCCAGCUACUGCCACGCUGCCUUUGCCCUCAAGCAGAUCUCCAAGGGUAAGGCUGUGGGCCAGAAAGCCCCACUGUGGCUAAGGGCCCAGUUCCAAGCCCUGCUGUUUACACUGGGCUGCUGGAUCCAGCGUCACUGUGGCAAAGUACUCUUUGUGGGGCUGUUGGUCUUUGGAGCGCUGGCUGUAGGACUCCGAGUGGCCUCCAUCGAGACAGAUAUUGAGCAGCUGUGGGUGGAAGAGGGCAGCCGUGUCAGCCAGGAGCUCCGGUAUACAAAAGAGAAGCUAGGAGAAGAAUCUCUCUACACAUCCCAGAUGCUGAUACAAACUCCCAAACAGGAAGGAGAAAACAUCCUGAACCCAGAGGCCUUAGGAAUGCAUCUUGAAGCUGCUCUGGCUGCUAGCAAAGUACAAGUCUUACUGUAUGGAAAGUCUUGGGAUCUCAACAAAAUAUGCUACAAGUCUGGAGUCCCCAUAAUUGAGAAUGGGAUGAUUGCACGGAUGAUUGAGAAGCUCUUUCCUUGUGUUAUCAUAACUCCAUUGGACUGCUUCUGGGAUGGAGCCAAGCUGCAAGGGGGUUCUGCUUACCUCCCGGGCCGACGGGAUAUCCAAUGGACCAACUUGGACCCUAUUCAAUUGAUGGAGGAGCUUGGUCAGUUUGCCUCGCUGGAAGGAUUCAAGGAAAUGCUAGAUAAGGCAGAAGUUGGCCAGGCCUAUAUGGAGCGACCCUGUCUUGACCCCUUUGACCCUGAGUGUCCUGCCAGUGCCCCCAACAGCCAGAGCCGAAAGGCACCAGACAUUCCCUCUGAGCUCACAGGUGGCUGCCAUGGCUUCUCUCAAAAAUACAUGCACUGGCAAGAGGAGCUGAUCCUGGGUGGGACAGUGAAGGAUUUCCAGGGCAAACUACAGAGAGCUGAAGCCUUGCAGAGCAUGUUCCUGUUGAUGAGCCCACGCCAGCUUUUUGAGCACUACCGGGAUGAUUAUGAGAUACAUGACAUCAACUGGAGUGAGGAGAAAGCAGCUGCUGUCCUGGAAGCCUGGCAGCGGGAAUUUGUUGAGUUGGCCCAGGAAUCCCUCCCUUCAAAUUCCUCCCAGACUAUCCAUGCCUUCUCCACCACCACGCUCAAUGACAUAAUGAAAUCCUUCUCAGAUGUGAGCGUCAUCCGCGUUGCAGGCGGGUACCUCCUGAUGCUGGCUUAUGCCUGUGUCACCAUGCUGCGCUGGGACUGUUCCAAAUCGCAGGGUGCUGUGGGCCUCGCAGGAGUUCUUCUAGUGGCUCUUUCAGUGGCAGCAGGACUUGGACUGUGCUCCCUACUGGGAAUCUCCUUCAAUGCAGCGACCACACAGGUGUUGCCUUUUUUGGCACUGGGCAUUGGUGUGGAUGACAUGUUCCUCCUGGCACAUGCCUUUACUGAGACCAGCCAACACAUCCCUGUCAAGGAGCGGACUGGUGAAUGCUUACGGCGUAGUGGCACCAGUGUAGCACUCACCUCUGUCAAUAACAUGAUUGCCUUCUUCAUGGCUGCCCUGGUGCCCAUCCCAGCUCUGCGAGCCUUCUCUCUGCAGGCUGCUGUGGUGGUGGUGUUCAACUUUGCCAUGGUGCUGUUCAUCUUUCCUGCCAUCCUGAGCUUGGACCUUCACAGACGUGAAAACAAGAGGCUUGACAUUCUGUGCUGUUUCUACAGCCUCUGCUCCUCCCGCGUCAUCCAGAUCCAGCCACAAGAAUAUGCUGAUGCAAAUGACAACCACGCUGCGCCCACAUUUCCCCAUGGACACCCAGCACUGGCCACCAGCACACGUAUCACCACCACAGUGCAAGCUUUCACCCAGUGUGACCCUUCUGGGCGACACGUAGUUACCAUCCUACCACCUAUGCAGCAUGUCUUCACCACCCCAUCCACUCUGCUGCCUGCCAACCCAAUGGGUUCACAAGUCUUCACUCCUGCCAGCUCCACUCGUGAUCUCCUGGCACAGCUGGAUGAGGGCAAAGGUGCCCAGGACUGUGUCCCGUUGCCCUUCUGCCGAUGGAAUCUCUCCAGUUUUGCUCGGGACAAAUAUGCACCCAUUCUUCUGCAGAGCCACACCAAGGGAAUUGUGGUGGCCAUAUUCCUGGCACUACUGGGCCUGAGCCUCUAUGGCACAACCAAAGUUCAUGAUGGACUGUACCUGACAGAUAUUGUCCCACGAGACACAAAGGAACACGCCUUCAUUUCAGCUCAGUUCAAAUACUUCUCCUUUUAUAACAUGUUUGUGGUAACCAAGGGUAGCUUUGACUACCCCAACUCACAGAAGGCCCUCUAUGGCCUGCAUGAGGCCUUCAACGCUAUCCAGUAUGUAGUGCGUGAUGAGAACCGCCAGUUGCCGAAGAUGUGGCUGCACUACUUCCGGGAUUGGCUACAAGGUCUGCAGGCAGCCUUUGACCGAGACUGGGAAGCUGGCCGUAUCACCAGGGAGAAUUACCGCAAUGGGUCAGAGGAUGGUGCUCUGGCUUACAAGCUCCUCAUCCAGACAGGCAGCAAGAAGGAGCCCUUCAGCCUAAAUCAACUGACAACUCACCGCCUGGUGGAUGGGAAUGGGAUCAUCCCACCUGACAUCUUCUACAUCUGUUUGACAGUGUGGGUGAGCAACGACCCCCUUGGCUUUGCUGCCUCCCAGGCCAACUUCUAUCCACCACCGCCAGAGUGGAUCCAUGACAAGUACGAUGCCACUGGCGAGAACCUUCGAAUCCCAGCUGCACAGCCCCUGGAGUUUGCUCAGUUCCCCUUCUAUCUCAAUGGACUGCGGCAGACAUCAGACUUUGUAGCAGCUAUCGAGAGUGUGCGUGCCAUCUGUGAUGAGGUGGCUCAGACACAUGGUGUGGUCAGCUACCCUAGUGGCUACCCUUUCCUCUUUUGGGAGCAGUACAUUGGUCUACGUCAUUGGCUCCUGCAAGCUAUCAGCAUUGUGUUGGCCUGCACUUUCCUGGUGUGCACCCUGCUGCUACUCAACCCUUGGACUGCCAGCAUCAUUGUAUUCAUUUUGGCUAUGAUGACAGUUGAGCUCUUUGGUAUCAUGGGCCUGAUGGGCAUCAAACUGAGCGCUAUCCCUGUGGUCAUCCUUAUUGCCUCUGUGGGCAUUGGUGUGGAGUUCACUGUCCAUGUGGCACUAGGCUUUCUCACUGCCAUCGGCAACCGGAAUCUGCGCUCCACUGUGGCUCUAGAGCACAUGUUUGCCCCUGUGAUGGAUGGUGCUGUCUCCACUCUGCUAGGUGUAUUGAUGCUGGCUGGUUCAGAAUUUGACUUCAUUUUGAGGUACUUCUUUGCUGUGCUCACCAUCCUGACGAUUCUGGGGCUGCUAAAUGGUCUGGUGUUACUGCCUGUCCUCCUGUCUAUUAUUGGCCCACCAGCUGAGGUAACACCUGCAGAUAAUGGUAGCCGCCUGCCAACACCAUCACCUGUUCCCCCACCCAUCAGUCACCACAGUUUUUAUGUGUGCCAACAUGGUGGGGCCUUUUCUGACUCUUCUGACUCAGAGUAUUACUCAGAGAGCAUUGGUGCAUCGGACACUGGUGAAGAUGACCGGAGCACCUAUAUCAUCCCCCCAACUCAGUCACACAUCUUGGUCAAGGCCAGCAAAAGUCCCAGCUUCCCCAAAAUCACGGUGGUGAAAAGCUACAAGACAAGCUUGGAGUCACCUCUGUCACUGUGCGGCCCAGAAUGGACUCAAACCAUGACCCCUGGAAGCCACGUAACAUCAUCCACCACAGAUAUCAAGGAAACUUCACAGCAGCAAGAGUGGCCAAAUCACAGACUAGGGCCUCAGCAGGCUCGGACUGCCCCCAUUCCCCUUCGGACCGACCCCCAUGCCCACAGUGCCAAAGUGCCACCUCUUGGGACUGGUGGCUCCUUCACCACAGUUACAGCCACUGCCUCAGUGAUGCUGGCUUUGCACCCAUCCCUACCCGGCUCCUGCCGAGGCUAUACGCAUGAGGGCUUUGAAUCUGACAGCCCUGAGGAGCCUGGCUUAGUCCUACCCGACAGCUUGGAACUGCAAGACUUAGCCCAGAGACCUUAGCGUCUUACUUUCAUCAGGCCAAGACCCUGAUUCUAGACUCCCACCUCAGGGAUAGGAUGUGCACAGCAUCCCGGGUGGGGGCGGGGGCCCAGGUUCUCGCACACACCAUGGACUGUGAAGCAGAAUGGAUAUGUGGAAGCUCCAGCACAGUAUCUAAUCAUCUUUAGACAUAGACAGUGCCUUUGUGAACUGGAACAAGGAGAUGAGAUGAGCUACUGCAGUAUCUGUCCAUUGAAAUGGUUGGUGUGUACUCCUAGCACCUGGUAUUCCACUCUCCCAUAUCUUGUUUCUGUAGGUGUAUCUGCCACCAAAACACAAGCUGGGCCCCUUGGUUGCCAGGGUGCCUGGUUUCAAAACACUCCCAGUUUCUGUCUUUAUGUCGGACUGAUGACCAAUAUAGCAUCGGGUGUACUUACCUACUGACAGGAAAAGUUCCAGCCCUCAACAUGGGAAGUGGGGGUGACCAUUCCCCUUACGUUACAUGAAACAUUUCAUGGCUGUUAUUGGAGCAGAGCAUCAAAAAUUGUCCAAACACAUACCCUCCCGUGGAGAGAACAGGACUCAACUUAUAUGUGGGGAACUCACC